GGUGCCAUUCGCACAAAUGCGUUAGCAAAACAAAUAAACUUUUGUUGAAUUGUUAGAACUUAGAAAACACAAUUAAGUAACUGAAUUAUCGAGGAAAUGCGGCUGACAAAGCUGUGGCAAAAUCGCUCGCCCGGCGACCGCCACUUGAGCACAUACUUCUGCUUUGCGGCAGUGCGCCUCCUGCUUGUCUUUGUGCCACAACUGGGCUACGUGCAUCCGGAUGAGUUCUUCCAGAGCGUGGAGGUGAUGACUGGUGAUCACUUCCGGCUGGAGCACACGCGCACCUGGGAGUUCAACAACUCGCUGCCGGUGAGGUCGAUUGUUCUGCCGUUCGCCCUGCUCCGGAUUCCCUGGAGCUUCUACGAGUUCAUUGCCGAGUGCCUGAAGGUCUGGUGGCAGCUGGAACUGCUGGGCACCUACACCUAUGUGGUGUUCCCUCGGCUGAUUUACACCCUGAUCUCCUUCAGCAAUGACUACUGCUUGUACCGCAUUUGCCGACUUUAUGGACUCCGGUUCGAAAUCCGGCUCUUGGCUAUGGGUAGCUCCUGGAUUCUGCUCGUCUUCGGCACCCGCACCUUCUCCAACAGCCUGGAAAUGGCCAUGUGCUCCUGGCUGCUCUGCUUGGUAUCCGAAUGCAUGCUGCGCACGAAUACAGUGGUGUACAAGAAGGAGUUCCUCGAAGAGAAGUACGACAAGGCGGAGUCCAUCAGCGAAAGAGUGCGCAUUUGGAAGCUGAAAAACUCCCUACCGGCGCACAAUCUGCAGCACCUCAUGGCCAUGUCAACCAUUUGCGUGGCUGGAGUGUUUAAUAGACCUACGUUCCUGCUCUUCGGAGCACCCAUGGUUUUCUUUUGGCUGCUGCGCGGCAUGGGAACCAGAAGCAUCACCUUCAGGGACUUUAACCUGCGCAUUGCACUCUUCUGCUUGUGCGCCCUGCCUGCGCUAGUACUCUUUAUAUUCUGCGACUCGCUGUAUUACCAACACUUGACCCUCGGGGAACUGCACAUGAUGCACUUGAGCAUCGACAACUUUGUCUUCACGCCCUGGAACUUCAUUAAAGCCAAUCUGGAUUCGGCACAGACGGCCAGCCACGGCGUCCAUCCGUGUUAUGUCCACCUGAUGGUCAACAUGCCAAUGCUGUUCAACGUCCUUGCCUUGGCUUCGCUGGGAGCCUUUGCACAGUUGCUGCUCAGAUUCUUCCGGGCGGAGUACCAGGUGCUGCCGCGCUUCCAGAGCAUCGUGUCAUUGAUGUCGGGGGCCAUAUUUGUGCCCCUCUUCUUUCUUUCGCUAAUCAACCACCAGGAACCACGCUUUCUGUUGCCAGUCACAUUUCCCCUUAUUCUGCUACAUGCGCCCAAACUAAUCACCGGAUUUAGUGCAAAGUACCCCUUCCAAAAGGACCACCCACUCUUACGCUUGUUCUACGACAAACUGCUUUCCAGCAAAGCUUCUGGUCCCUACCUGCUGAAGAUCUGGUACGUAAGCAAUGUGGCUCUGACCCUAUUCUUUGGCUUCAUCCACCAGGCGGGCGUUUAUCCCUUGGCGGCGGACAUGUCGCAUGUGAUUGCCACUAAGCCGGCAGCAAUGCACGUUCAUCUUAUAACGUCGCACAUAUACAGCCUGCCCUUGCACCUGAUCAACAUUCCCAGCUCAAGGGUACUGCACUUCAACCGGCAGACGCACCAGCGAUAUCGUCGCCCAAGAGACUUCUAUAUGUACGAGUACGGAGGCCUACCCUUGGAAUCCCUGCUGCAGAAGGUGAAACUCAUCAGUGGGAGCUGCGAGGUGAAGCAGUCGGGACCAAGUCGGCGGCGCUACAAACUUUACUUGGCCAUUCCGGCGUCACUAAGUGAAGAACUUCACGAGGCUCUAGUGCACUCCAAUGCCACUAGCUACCUUAACUUCGAACUGCUAAAGGUGUUCUAUCCACACCUCUCCACGGAGGCAUUCCCCCGACUUCAGGGAAGGCAUCCGUGCGAUGUGGAUGCUCCUCAUUGGUCGUACGAUGAUCUUCGGGGCCGUUGUGCCGCAGAGCAGCUACCCGCGUUCAGUUUUGCCUACCUAAACAAGCAAUUCAGCUCCGUCGUCCAUCAACUAGGACUGGCGCUCUACGAGAUCGAUGUGACGCGCAACAAGCCAAGGUAUGUUACACUUGCCCAUUCGGGGUGUUCAACCACUAAAGGAUACUCUCUUCCCUUCGUCCAGUUCCUCAUUUGCUUGGCCCUCUGCAUCGCCGCCGCCCAGGCUGGCUUCAUUGCCGCUCCGGUGACCACUUACGCCGCUGCUCCAGCAUAUGCCGCCGCCUACACUGCUCCUGUGGCCACCUAUGCCGCUGCUGCACCAGCCAUCUCCACCUAUGCCGCCGCUGCUCCUGCCUACUCCACCUACGCCGCCGCCGCUCCUGCCUACUCCACUUACGCUGCUGCCGCUCCCGCUUACACCGCCUCGGUGUACGGUGCUCCGGCCUACACCGCUCCGGUGGCCACCUAUGCCGCUCCCGUCACCACCUACUCGGCUCCGGCCAUCGUCAGCCCCUUCCUGAAGAAGAAGUAAACGCGCACUACCAUUCAGACAUCCAAACGAUCCGAUAAACUAAAUAAAACGCCAAUCUAAGCGAGAUCUUACAACUAAA
This is a messenger RNA of Drosophila yakuba, 2632 nucleotides long. RefSeq names its product GPI mannosyltransferase 4. Gene Ontology annotation, biological process: GPI anchor biosynthetic process. Bases 97 to 2553 code for a protein of 818 amino acids. Gene Ontology annotation, molecular function: alpha-1,2-mannosyltransferase activity. The transcript has 3 exons. NCBI's taxonomy places the organism in Eukaryota, Metazoa, Arthropoda, Insecta, Diptera, Drosophilidae. Gene Ontology annotation, cellular component: endoplasmic reticulum membrane. The record is from RefSeq and is a predicted model, not a curated record.